Molecule: messenger RNA, 407 nt
Organism: Entelurus aequoreus (snake pipefish)
Lineage: Eukaryota; Metazoa; Chordata; Actinopteri; Syngnathiformes; Syngnathidae
Gene: ndufa2
Product: NADH:ubiquinone oxidoreductase subunit A2
Exons: 3
Coding region: 61-354 (97 amino acids)
Source: RefSeq, a predicted model, not a curated record
CGUUCAAUUGACUCAACUCGUUCGCGAACGUCACAUUUCUGCUCCAUCCCACCAGCCAAGAUGGCGGCCGCUGUAGUACGAAGUGUCGGCUCCUCUUUGGGUAAAAACCUCCGAGAACUCCGAAUCCACCUCUGCCAGACGUCUGCUGCCAGCAAGGGGACCAGAGAUUUUGUGGAGCAGCAUUAUGUGAACCUGAAGCGAGCCAACCCAGACUUCCCCAUCCUGGUUCGAGAAUGUUCCGGAGUGGAGGCCCGACUGUGGGCUCGCUACGACUUUGGGAAGGAGCGCAGCCUCUCUGUUGACAACAUGUCUGCUGAUCAGGUGGCCCAAAACCUGCACGCAUUACUUCAAUAAGUUGCAUUUUAUCUUGUAAAUGUAUUCAUAUUAAUAAAUAUUAUUGACAUUGA